Hyphopichia burtonii NRRL Y-1933 is the source of this 2643-nucleotide messenger RNA. RefSeq lists its product as uncharacterized. The transcript has 2 exons. NCBI's taxonomy places the organism in Eukaryota, Fungi, Ascomycota, Pichiomycetes, Serinales, Debaryomycetaceae. Gene Ontology annotation, biological process: signal transduction. The record is from RefSeq and is a predicted model, not a curated record. The annotation marks the transcript as partial.
UCUCAGUUCCCAAAUGUUUAUUGGUCUGCUGACUACAAGUCGGGGAUAGAAAAGUUAUCUGAUCAGAGUUUGAGGUCUUUGAAGCAGCUUCAUGAGGUACGCAAGUUGGUGUUUAGUUAUAUGAACUAUCACCAUUCGAAUAGUGAAUAUCUUACGAAACUUGCCAUUGAUGCCUAUUCGCUAGAGAGUGGGUUUAGAGACCCGGUUGAAAAUGAAAAUGGUGAAAAACCAGAUAUUAACAUGUAUUAUGCUUAUGGACUUCAUGUGAGAGGGGCUUCCCAGGAAUCACAAAUUUCCAUUAACUUAGCAUCAGUUCUUGAUAAAGAAAUAUUGGAGCCACUCACUGCAUUCCUUAAGAUAAAUGAGCCCCAAAUAAAGAAACAUUUGAGAGAUCUCAGUCAAAGAUUUCAGGAUUAUGAAGAGACUUAUAACGUAGUUGAAAAUCUCAGAUUGAAAUACGAUGAAACACUCCGGUUAAACGAAAUUUCCGUAAGUGAUCCUAACAAAAUAGAAGAGACUGAGAUUACUCAGGCUGAUGACUCAUUCCAAGAUGAAUCUAAUAACAGUUUAACUGAGGAAGAACGUGAAACUGUUAUAUCGUCAACGUCGCCAUCUCCAGAAUCCACCCUAGAAUCCGAGUUCGAUUUUCCUAUACUGAUCGGCGGUGCUGUGGAAAUUGACGACCCUGCAGACUUUACAAAACUUUUGAAAAAACUAAUAGACUCUAUUUCUACCAUAAGAAGGAAAAUACCAAUUCCAGGUUAUAAAAAUCAAAUUUUCAGUAGUAAUCAAUUAUGUGAAUGGCUAAUUAGAUAUAGACCAUUUGGUAUGGAUCCUUCUCGUAGAAAUAUGGAAAAAUUCGGUCAAGGUUUAAUCGAUUUGAAGCUUUUAGUUGGAACAGGAUUUUUCGCUAAAAAGUUCAACAGUGAAAAUAUGUGGUUCGAAUGGUCUGAUUUAGCCUAUUUUGUUGCUGAAUACAAAUCUAGUAAUCCUGGUCAAGCUCCUCAGCUGCCAGCAAGAAGUCAAACAACUCCCCAAAUUAAACUGCCUUCUCAAAGAUUAUCGAAAAUUGUUUUGGACGAACAGGCAACAAAAUUCGUUAACGAUACAAGUAAAAGAUUCAAUGGAAUGUUCAGAUCCGUUAAAUCUUCUUUGAUGAAAAACGAUUACAGCUCUCAGUUACUCGAUCUUGAAGAUCAAUACAACCUGAUGUAUUUAGAGCUUCAAGAAAUAAAACAUUUUCUUGAAUUGGACAUUUUUUCUAAAUCUCAUAUCAUCGAAGGGUUUGAAAAAUCUAGAAUCGAAGUUGUCUAUCAAACUUUAACGAAACUUCUGGAAAUCAUGUAUAGCUUUUCCUUAAGUUCGACAUCCCGGAUGCAUAAAUUGGCUACCGAAUUGAUUAAAGAUGUUAAUAAACCCGAACAUUAUGAAAAAGAUUUUAAUGACUUAUUGAAUCAUUUCAGUACUGGUAUUUAUUUCCCCUCCAUUGUUGCACCAGACGUUUUAACCAAGAAACAUUAUAGUACAAAUCAAUCGAAUAAUAACUUUCAAAAUAUUAAGUUCCAGUUUAACUUAUACAAAGACAUAUCUCUUCAACCAAGUCAAGGCGAAGGUAAGUCAGAAAUAUUAAGUAUUUCAUCAAUACCGCAAAUAAUAUAUCAAUCACUUAAUUUGAUUGAAGCAAGUGAAGCUUCUAUGAAAGAACUUUCAGUGCAUUGGUUGGGACCUAUAAACCAUCAAGCGUAUUGGCUUUUGAAAGAAGAGCUAAUUGAGAUUAUCAACAGCUUCAUUCCUAAAGAUGAAACACUAGAGGUGUCAAAAGAGAUUUUGCUUCAUCGUGAUAUUUUAAGUGAGGUAAAUCUUUUAUUCAAAUCCAAGCAUGUUUCUGAUGUCGUCAAUUUUUUCAAAAAUUGGUUACUUGAAAUAAGUGAUUCUCUCCUUCCUUGUAUGAUCUACGAUUCGUUGGUGAGUAAUUAUGGAAAUGAGUCUGAUGGGAAGUCUUCCAAUACGGAAAGUAGAAGAACAGAAGGUAUUAGGCUACUUUCUUCAAUUCCAAGAAGUAAUUUGAGCUCUCUUAUUUUUAUUCUUGAACACAUAAGUAAAGUCUUUGGAUUAGGUGUUCUUCCUAAUUACGGUGAAUCGGAUGAGAUUUCUCAAGAACUUGAGCUGAAUCCAGAUACUUUACUGGAUGUAGUGGCUCAACUUAACUCCAUGGAUCAAAUAGGUUCGGUUCCAUUUAUUCAUUUGAUAUUCAGACCUUCGGCUGUUAAAAACUCGUCCGGUUUUAAACCACCCAUAUCUGUCUACAACGAUAUAUUAUUUGAUUUGUUAGAUAUCAAAGUUAGAGCUAAACUUUUAGAAAACUUGGUUACUAAUGAAAAAAACUAUUUAUCAAAGAAACAAAAUGAAAAAAACAAUUUAGGUAUACAAAAGAAACUACCAGCAACGGGAGCAUCUCAAAGCAACCAAAACCAACAAGCUGCCCCACAGACUCCGAGCAGAAAUGGCAGUGAUAAUACACCAGGCCGGCCUCUUGUGAAUGGAGUAAUUCCAAAAAGUCCUCGACCAGUGAGCGGAGAGAAUUUUUCAUUGCGUCCCUUUAGAACGGGUACAACCCCUAGGCCAUCCCCAUGUAGUUCACCA